This is a messenger RNA of Psylliodes chrysocephalus, 345 nucleotides long. The record is from the annotation of a GenBank genome assembly. NCBI's taxonomy places the organism in Eukaryota, Metazoa, Arthropoda, Insecta, Coleoptera, Chrysomelidae.
AUGGACACAUUUGAGACAGCUUUAUUAACAAUAAUUUGGGCAAGAAUUUUGAAAAGAGUGAAUGCAACAAGCAAAACAUUAGAAACUGAGGACCUGAACGUGUCAUUUGGAGUCGAAUUAAUGACAUUUCCUUUGACCUUUGUUGGAGAAAUCAGGAAUAAGUUUGACGAAAUUAAAAUAGAAGCAAAAACUUUUUGUGAAGGCGAGAAUAUCUCAAACAUAUUUUUCAAAGAGCAAAGAAAAACAAUUUUUGAUGAAACAGGUGAAAGAGAAACAAUUUUAAAAGGAAAAGAUGUUAUUUGCGACAAUAUCUUUCAAAGAGAGUUGAAUGCUACAAAGAAGUAG